AUCCGUAGACAAUUCGACAAAAAAAGAAAGAGAAAAAAGCGACAGCCAACGAACAUAAGUUUGAACACAUAAACAAACAAACCAAAAAACAUUCACAUUUACAUACAUACAAUCAUAUGAGGGUACAUAACAAAAUAAACGCUAAUAUGUGGCGUUCAAGUGUGUGUGCGCGUAUGGUGGUGUAGGGGCACCCGUAAAAUUGGUUUAAGUAAAGUCUGCCGUUCCAUGUGCGUGGGUUUAAGCACGUGUAUAUCGGCGUAUAUUUAUGUGUAAUUGUCCCUGAUUCAUUCAAUGUUGACUUGGAUUCCUUCUGUCGUUUUGAAAGCAUCUGGUGCUGCUGCUGCUGUCACAUCUUUAGCACGUGACUUGGAGAAAUUCAUACCGUCCCACCCUCAACCAUAUCCCUUCCAAGCCAGCGCCCCGACAUUCUGCCAGCAAAAGUUUUACAUAAAACUGUGUCACGAAAUCAACGUUUGAAGUUAUAAAAUUUUGUAACUUGAGACGCAAUAUUUACUUAAAUUAACUUACAAAUAAAUUCUCCAAACACACACACACACCCAAACCCACUACUACACACAAACACAAAAAAAUGGAGGCUACAAAUGGUGCUGGCUGUGCGGCUAGUGCGGCUGCUGCUGCUUCCAAACGCGUACAAAUCGAGAAGGCCCAGAAUUUUAUGCGUCAAUAUCGUGAUCCCGAAUCACGCGAACUGAAAAAGCUGUCGGCAAAUCAAUUCAUGGAUGUAUGGGCCCAUUAUGAUAACGAUGGCAAUGGCUACAUUGAGGGCACCGAAUUGGAUGGUUUCCUGCGUGAGUUCGUUUCCAGUGCCAAUGCCACCGAUAUUAGUCCAGAGGCUGUCACCGACACAAUGCUGGGCGAAUUGAAAUCAUGUUUUAUGGAGGCCUACGAUGACAAUCAAGAUGGAAAAAUUGACAUAAGAGAGUUGGCCCAACUGCUGCCCAUGGAAGAGAAUUUCUUAUUGUUAUUCCGUUUUGACAAUCCACUCGAAUCCAGUGUAGAAUUUAUGAAGAUUUGGCGUGAAUAUGAUACAGACAAUUCCGGCUAUAUUGAAGCAGAUGAACUUAAAAAUUUCCUACGUGAUUUACUCAAAGAGGCCAAGAAAAUAAAUGAUGUGUCUGAAGAUAAAUUAAUUGAAUACACAGAUACCAUGCUCCAAGUUUUUGAUGCCAAUAAAGAUGGACGUCUACAGCUAUCGGAAAUGGCCAAAUUACUUCCAGUUAAAGAGAACUUCCUGUGCCGUCAGGUGUUCAAGGGUGCAGCCAGGUUGACAAAGGAGGAUAUUGAAAAAGUUUUUUCUCUUUAUGACAGAGAUAAUAGCGGCUCAAUUGAAAAUGAAGAACUCAAAGGAUUCCUUAAAGAUUUAUUGGAGCUGGUGAAGAAGGAUGACUAUGAUGCUCAGGACCUGAAGGCUUUUGAGGAAACCAUUUUACGCGGUGUAGGCUAUGACAAGGAUGGCAAGAUUUCUCGCAAAGAAUUAACCAUGAUUUUGUUAACCUUGGCCAAAAUGCCACCAGAGGAUGAGCAGUAAAUGCAGUAAAGCCCAAACAAAAAGCCAAAUACAGCAGUGAUUAAAGGAAAAACUGGCCCAAUUAUAACAAAACACUGCUAACCAUAUUUAAAACAUAAUUUUAAUUAAAAAUACAUUUUUUUUUAAAUUUUGGUGGCCACUAAAAACAUUUUGGCGUAUGACAGAAGCAACAACAAACAAUAUACUCAACUACUUUAAAAUCCCCAAAAAAUUUUUAGGUAAGCAACAACAAAGAAAAUCCCAAAAUAUAUAUACAAAAACAAAUUACUUUGAAGUUAUAUUCCAUUAAGGAACAUAUUAAUUAAUAAAAAAAAUAACAAAUCUAUAGUAUAAUUAAAGAAUUAAAAAAAUAAAAUCGUAAAGCCCUUACGACAUCGUGUACUUAUAGCAAAUAUUAUAAAAAUCAAGGUUUGAUUUUUUUUUGUUAAUUUUUUUAUUAAUAAUAAUUUUAUUGUUUAGAAAACGAAUAAGAAGAUGAAUUUUUGAAAUAAUUGUAUGCAUGCAAUAUGCAUAGAGCUGAAAGUUAGCUACGUAACAUAAAAUAAAAAUAAAAAUAAUUUUGAAUAUUUAUGUGGAAUUUGCCAUUUUUUUAUUAUAUAAGGCGUAACAAAAACAAUAACAACUGGAAAAA
Molecule: messenger RNA, 2180 nt
Organism: Stomoxys calcitrans (stable fly)
Lineage: Eukaryota; Metazoa; Arthropoda; Insecta; Diptera; Muscidae
Gene: Cbp53E
Product: calbindin-32
Exons: 11
Coding region: 590-1549 (319 amino acids)
Biological process (GO): regulation of presynaptic cytosolic calcium ion concentration; regulation of long-term synaptic potentiation
Cellular component (GO): terminal bouton; cytosol; dendrite
Molecular function (GO): calcium ion binding
Source: RefSeq, a predicted model, not a curated record